Rotaria sp. Silwood2 is the source of this 1071-nucleotide messenger RNA. The record is from the annotation of a GenBank genome assembly. NCBI's taxonomy places the organism in Eukaryota, Metazoa, Rotifera, Eurotatoria, Philodinida, Philodinidae.
AUGCAAAUCCCAUUAUUUCUAUUCGGUUUUAUUUCACUUUAUUCAACUGCCAGUAGUGACGAUACUGUCAUUAUUUAUCCAUCAUCUGACAAUCAACAAACAUUACAACAAAUAAUUAACUAUGUGGCCAAUCAUACAACAAUAUUGAUUAAACCCGGUAUCUACACAGAGUCAAUUGUUAUUGAAAAGAAAUCUGUUUCUAUUAUUGCUCAAAACUCGGAUCAAGUUGUUAAAUUCCAACCAUCGCUAAACAACAUUGCUGUAUUAUAUCGAAAUGGUGGUGGCGGUCAAGUCAAAGGCAUACUUUUUACGGGAAAAAAUACAACCGGUAUUAGUGGCUCUCGUAACGAUCAAGAAAAGCCUCCUGGCAUGAUCGAAAUUUCCAAUUGCACUUUCACAGACAUAGGAAAUGGUGUGAUCAAUCGAUUUACUCAGAUUUCCAUUGUUGGAGUUGUUGUUAGUCGAGCGCAGUGGCUUUCUAUUGAGUUGCGAGGUCUUAUUAAGGAUCCACUCACAACAGUUCACGAUAUUUUCAUUUUAGACAGUGGAAAUGGACUUAUCCUACGUGAAACACAUGGUGUUUUCAUUUUCUGGAAUAUUUUGUGUCGAAAUAAUGAAAAUGGUGGUCUCAUUAUCUAUGAUACGCUUAGUGGUCCACUGGCAAUAGUCGAAAGCACAUUUGACAAUAAUCGAAUAGCCAAUGUUUUCAUUUCAAAUUCGUAUGCCGUUACUGUUCUCGAUAGUGUGAUUAAAAAUGCACGUUCCAAAUCAGACGAUACCUAUGGUGAUGGAUUUGUAGCAAUGAAGAACAAGGAAACAAUAGAAUUACGUACAAGUGCAGUAUACGACAAUUAUCGUGCUGGUGUAAGUGUAUGGGGUGGUAGAUUGAUAGUGGUAAACAGCCAUCUUCGUGGCCAUAAAUUCGAUCUCAAUUAUGAAACUAUUGAUGGCAUUCCAGGCGACUUUGAUGGUUCAACGGGAAAUGUUUGUUCUGAUUAUCCACCUCGCGAUAUCUGUGCAGCUGUAUCGUCAGCAUUGGAACCACCUCGGCCUAUUUCUCCCACAAGCUGA